AUGGAGGCAGACAAACAGAAAAGUGAUCUACAAAAGAUUAGAUAUUUAAUUUGGCUCAACACACGACAGGCAGAUCCAAGACCGCAAAUAAGCAGUCAGAGAUGUGUAUCACAAGGUCGCGGUUGUCUGUUUUCUGGCGCUACAUUUAGAGGUACACAAAAGAGCGGUAGAAUGAGUUAUGAUGUUUCGGUACAAAUUGUCAAUGUCGAUUUGGCAGCUUCGCAUUUGUGCGGAUAUCUCAAUAUUCGCGGAUUGACGGACGAUUGGCCUGAAUUGACAACUUAUUUCGAUGCAGAAAUUAUUGGUCAAAAGUAUGGAUUUCUGACAAACAAAUGGGGUGCAACAGAAGCAGAUGAUAUGAAACACUGGAGUCGUUUCACACCUUUUCGUCCGAUCCGAAGUACGCUUACCCGGCCUGGACUACGAUUCAACCAUAUGAACAAACCUUUCAUCUUUAUGAGAUGGAAAGAACGCUUCCUCGUUCCUGAUCAUCGAGUAAGGGAUAUCAGUGGAGCAAGCUUUGCGGGAUUUUACUAUGUGUGCGUUGAGCUUGGAGAUGAUGCAAAUCAGAUGCCCAAGCAAUCCCUGACAUCUCCUGCCAGUCCAAUGAUGAGUGGUUUUUAUUUCCACGAGCAUUCUGAACCUUAUCAACAAUUAACAUUACGACAUGUUUCCGAAUCCAGCACAUCUUCAUUCGAGCUGAGAUGAGUUAAUUUUUCAGCAUUUCUUUUCUCUUUUGUAUCAUUUGGAAUCGGAUUCUUUUCUGUCGUUUUCGAGAUUUUUUCCUUGUAUGACUUACUGCCAUUCUUCUUACAUUUGUUUCUCCUUUUAAAAAUGCUAUAAUGUGU
This is a messenger RNA of Meira miltonrushii, 848 nucleotides long. RefSeq lists its product as uncharacterized. Gene Ontology annotation, cellular component: extrinsic component of membrane; GID complex. The transcript is spliced from 2 exons. NCBI's taxonomy places the organism in Eukaryota, Fungi, Basidiomycota, Exobasidiomycetes, Exobasidiales, Brachybasidiaceae. Gene Ontology annotation, biological process: proteasome-mediated ubiquitin-dependent protein catabolic process; protein targeting to vacuole; protein catabolic process in the vacuole. The record is from RefSeq and is a predicted model, not a curated record. The coding region runs from base 1 to 708 and encodes 235 amino acids.